AUGACCACCGUUAUGUCAACUCAUUAUCAUGUUAGCUUUCAAACACCACAGGUGCAAGAUCAUACCAAAUUAACUCUUCAUGAAGCUGUUUCUAAGAAAAUUGAUAGAACUCCAAAUGGUUCAAUAUUUACAAAAGAUUUGAAAAAUAUAUUUGCCCUAACAAUGAUUUGUUUAAAUUUACAAGAAAAACCAAAUUCUAAAUCAAAAGUUAAUUUCCUAAGUAAAUCAGCUCCUUUCACUUUUACAUUACAAGAAAUUAUUGACAAAAUGGCUGAUUUAUCUCUAAGUGUGGAAUCUUCAACAACUAGCAAAGUACUUAGUCAUAGUAUUAAAGGUGAUUUAGCCCUAUCAUUGGUUAAAAAAUUCAUGAAUGCUAAACUUAUACAUACUCCAGCUGAUAGAACAAGAUCUGAACCAAAGGCAAAAGUUUUACUUCAACCAACUCCAAAAGGUGUUGCAAUUAUUCAAUCGUAUUGUAAAUACCUAGGUUUUAAAAAUUCAAAUUAUCCAAAUGUUAUUAAAUCAACUCUUAAUUCAAUGGAUCUUUUCAUUUUCGAAAGAAGUGCUAUUACAGAUACUAUAGUUUUCUCAGAAUAUUUUAUUCAUUUAUUAUUUUUAAAAUUUUUAGGGAAUUAUCCAAAUGUUUGGAAAUCAACAAAUCCUCAUGAUACUAUUCCAUCAUCAGAUGAAAAAUUAGAUAAUGAUGAUGAUUUUGAUUUUUCAAAUUUUAACGUUAAUGAUGUUUUAAAUUUUAAUUUAAAAGAUAGUAAUUCCACUAUUGAACAACCAUCAAAACAAUCAUCAUCAUCAUCAAAAGUUCCAAAUUUAUUAAAUUCUGUCAACAACAAGAAACCAAAAAUUAGAGAAUCUCCAUUAGCACAUAAUUUUUUCACAAAUCCUGAAUCAGAUUCUCAUAUUCAAUAUUAUGUUUCAAAUAAAGGUGUUAGAUUAUAUAAAGAUUAUAAAUUUGGUGAAAAACAAAAUAUAAAUAUUGAAUAUUGUUUUAAUGCAAAAGCUGCAUGGCAAUGGCUUAUGGACUGUACAGAUAUUAUGUAUCCACAUGAAGCAACAAAUAUCCUCAAUCUUUUCUAUAAAUAUGGAUUAAUUGAACCAAUUAGUUUAUCACCAUCAACUUCAAUUUCAAUUUCCAAAAAUCCCAAAAAGAAAUUCUUACCUUUGAAAACUUCAUUUUUUACAUUAAGUAAAUUAGGUUGGGAAAUUUCAAAUUGGAAUAAAACUAAAAGAUCAUUAAUUGUUUCAAAUGAUGAAGAAAUUAUGAAACCUGCUUCAUCAAGUUUAAUUUUAAGUAAUCAAGCAUUAAAUAUUGAUGGAGGUAAUAAUAGUAGUGAUGAAUCAUUAGAAGAAGAACCUAAGAAACCAAUGAUUAAACCAACUACAGAACCAUUAACAUUGAAAAAAGUAUUAGCAGAUCCUGGUAUCAGAUAUUUAUUUAGAAAUCAUCUUGAAAAGGAAUUUUGUUCAGAAAAUUUAGAAGUUUAUUUAUCAAUUAAACAUUUUAAUAAAAAAAUGACAAUUUUAAAAAAUGUUAUUGAAAUGCAAAAACAAGAACAAUCAAAACAAAAAAUUGAAAAUUCUACUCAUGAUGAUUCAAUAAAAUUUAAACAUGCUGCUAAGAGUGCAGUUGUUAAAUUAAUUAAUGAAUGUUUAUCAACAGCUUAUGAUAUUUAUUCAUCAUAUAUUUCUAUUGGAGCACCAUAUCAAUUAAAUUUAAAUCAUGAUAUAAGAGAAAAAAUUGCAAGUAUGAUGAUUCAUCCAAAUUCUCCAUUAGCUUCAUCAUUCAACCAAUCAAUUGAUUCACCAAUAGAUGAUUCAAUGAAUUUACCAUCACAACCACAACCAGUUUAUAUCCCAGGAAAAUCACCAAUAAUUGAACAAACAUCAAACAUCUUGACAAAUUCAUCAGCUGCAAUGUUAAAUUCAAGUUUAAACCCAAUGAAGAAGACCAGAUUAUUAAAUAAUAAAAAUUUAUCAAUUGAUGUUAAAAAUACAACUACUUCAAGUGUUAAUAAAGGCCCAAAAACUCCAACACAAUCAGAAUUAUCAAGAUCUUUGGUAUUAUUACAUAAACUAUUUCCAUUGUUUGAAGCUGUUGGUGUACAUAUUUUAAAAUUAUUAGAAUUUGAUUCAUUCCCAAAAUUUUUAGCUUCUGAAACUUUUGCUCAAGCAAAUAUUUAA
Messenger RNA from Hansenula ciferrii, 2196 nucleotides. It is a transcript of the gene SST2, whose product is annotated as GTPase-activating protein SST2. The record is from RefSeq and is a predicted model, not a curated record. The transcript has a single exon. Bases 1 to 2196 code for a protein of 731 amino acids. Gene Ontology annotation, biological process: intracellular signal transduction. Lineage: Eukaryota; Fungi; Ascomycota; Saccharomycetes; Phaffomycetales; Wickerhamomycetaceae.